Messenger RNA from Cydia amplana, 1150 nucleotides. RefSeq lists its product as uncharacterized. The coding region runs from base 213 to 1148 and encodes 311 amino acids. The transcript is spliced from 2 exons. NCBI's taxonomy places the organism in Eukaryota, Metazoa, Arthropoda, Insecta, Lepidoptera, Tortricidae. The record is from RefSeq and is a predicted model, not a curated record.
UUCAAAUUGGUAAACUUCAAAUCCAUCGUAAAAUCUAUUUAAAAGUGCAGUUCUAAGCCGGUGCGUGAUUUUAAGUCUGUAAAUAGAAGCAAAUUGAAUUAGUGCGCGCGUCAGUUACAGUAUGCACCGGGCCGUGCGCCGCAGUAGUCUUUAACACAUGUAAUUAUUAUUCAAUAAUUCGUUUUACGCGCAGUGUAGUGAUAGCGGGCGACAUGAGCGCGCGCGCAGCCUCGCCCGCUCUCAUAGAGAUCGCGGAACCCGACGCCGCGGACUGCCCCACCCUCGCCCUACUCCCUGAAGGCAACGUCAAACACAAAAACUACAGAAUGCUCAACGAAAACCUCCGCGCCUACACCCCGACUGGAGACAUCCACACGUCACCAGAAAAAGGAAAGCUUGUCGCCAAAUUUGAUGUAUCUUCCUCAAUCUCACCACCGCGAGCAAGAAUACUGGAGCUGCUCAGACCUGAUGACCCUGGACGUGAAAGCUUGGAAGCCAUAGUUCGACCAGUUUCAAGAAGAGGCUUAACCCGACCUCUUGACGAAGACACAAGAAGAUUCUUGCAAAGAGCGCUUCUAUCCCCAAGCCCUUACGGAUUUUCAGCAGAUUCACCAGAACCUCUCCAUCGAUCUGCUAAAGCACCGUAUACAACUGAGCCUACAACUCCAGAACCUGAAGAAAAACCUCCGCAGAAAAAGGGUCGGUCGUUAGCCGAUGAGCUGCGUGAUGCUGAGGACGAGACAAGUGAAAAGAAGGAUAUAUACUUGGAGUUUAUCAAGCGUGGUGGUGGUUUGAAGGAUGCAGUGGAACGGGAGAGAUUAGGGAAGCUCGCGUUGUCAGUGGAACAAGACAGUGAUAGUGAGAGUGAGGACAGUUUGACAAUUGCCGCUCGGAGGCUGGACGCGUUGCUGGAGGAGUCCCGAGGGCUACACAAGGAGCUGCAGGGCAUCCACCAGGACAUGCAGGCGCAAUGCGUGCGCGCCGGCCGUUGCGCGGCGGCGGCGCGUGCGCUUGACGCCGAGUGCCGCUCGCUGCGUUUCCUCGACGACGUGUUGGCCCUCCUGAGGGGCGAUGUGACCGCUGCCAGUGCCCGGGCUUGGCCUUUUGCGUUACCUACUAGGUUGCCUGGAAGAAACUACAUAAUUUGAGG